This is a messenger RNA of Aspergillus ibericus CBS 121593, 568 nucleotides long. RefSeq names its product DNA-directed RNA polymerase III core subunit RPC11. Gene Ontology annotation, biological process: termination of RNA polymerase III transcription; DNA-templated transcription. Gene Ontology annotation, molecular function: DNA-directed RNA polymerase activity; zinc ion binding; nucleic acid binding. The transcript is spliced from 4 exons. The coding region runs from base 167 to 520 and encodes 117 amino acids. NCBI's taxonomy places the organism in Eukaryota, Fungi, Ascomycota, Eurotiomycetes, Eurotiales, Aspergillaceae. Gene Ontology annotation, cellular component: RNA polymerase III complex. The record is from RefSeq and is a predicted model, not a curated record.
CCUCAGUAGUUAGCCUGCGAUUAUCGUCGAGAUCGCUGCGACCCUUACUGCGGACAGUGGCAGCGCACCGGUGCCUGUAAUCGCCUUGAUGAAGGCUGCUCCUUGAGACUUGCUACCAAUUAAUUGUUGACUAGUCUAUUGACGGAUUACCCAGGGAGCCUUCACGAUGCCUUUGACUUUCUGUCCUAACUGCAGCAAUGCGCUCACAAUCUCACGGGCGGAACCCACCCCAAGACAUCCCUUAGGCGUCAAUCGCUUCGAGUGCCGCACAUGUCCGUACCAAUACGCCCUGGAUCAGAGCUGGUUCGAGAAGACACCCAUGAAGCAAAAGGAGGUGGAGGAUGUCUUUGGCGGAAAAGAGGAAUUCGCAAACGCCGAUAGCGUGGCCACUCAAUGCCCCGCAGAAAACUGUAAUGGCGACCGUGCAUACUUUUUCCAGCUGCAGAUUCGGAGUGCAGACGAGCCGAUGACCACAUUCUUGAAGUGUACCACAUGUGGCGCCAGGUGGAGAGAGAACUGAUGCUACUCCCUUGUUAGAGUUUUAUAUCCCUGGAACGAUUUGUUGUUC